UCUUGCAACAAACACAAAAUCAAUGUUGAGGCUCCCCCCGCAUUGACAGCUGGGAAGUAUGCAGAGGCUCCCUCACCCGAGCCGGCCCCCCCACCCUCGACACAUGCUCAGCAUCCUCUGGCCGGCCGAGAAACCGAAAGAGCGAGAAGAGAGAGGGAGGGCGAGCGAGCGCAAGAGCAGCGAGCUGGAAACGCGGCUGAGCAUCACAGGAAGACACAAAUAGAGCCAUAAAGCGACAAAUCAGGCGGCGAGGCCGCCGCGAAGGGGGGCGGGGGAGGACGAAGAGGAGGAAAACUGCCUGCUGAGUCCUUUGCAGAGCCGCGGUUGCUUCAAGAUCCUCUCUUUCCUCCUCAUAUUUUUGCUCCCUUUCCUUCUUUUUUUUUUUUUUUUUUGUGUGUGUGUGAGAGGAGAGGAGGAUGCGAGAACCUGGCGGCUCCUCCUGAGGCUGGAUGCCGGAAUCCACGCAGGCAGGCCAGGAUGGAUGGGCUGCUGGCGCCGACCCAGAUUCCCCGCUCCGCACCGGUCGCCGGCGCUCCAGGGAUGUGACGUUGCUCCGCGGCGAGGAUGGAGGAGACGGUGCGAUCCCUACUCCAGAACCAGGACUCAUUGGACGGCCCCAAGGUGGACCCACUGGACCUGAUGAAAGCGUAUAAGGACAAACUUUUGGAGGAAAUGUGGAAGCAGCAGGACAGUUUGGAGGGUCCGGCAGCUUCGGAAACGGAGACGUCCAAAGCGCCGGAGGCCGGCGGCGGCCCGGAGGGAAGCGCCAACGGCGAUUCCAUGCUCCAACGACUCCGAGCUUUGGAGGCUGAGAACUCGGCUCUGUCCUUGGAAAACGACAACCAGAGGAGGCAAUACGAGCGCUGCCUGGAUGAGGUGGCCAACCAGGUGGUCCAGGCUCUCCUCACUCAAAAGGACCUGAAAGAAGAAUGCGUCAAGCUGCGCACGCGCGUCUUUGACUUGGAGCAGCAGAACCGCAUACUGAGCGUCUUGUUCCAACAACGACUGCGAAUGUCGCCGAGUCCCGCGGCGCAGGAAAUCCCAAGGAAUGGAAAAGUGGCGUCCGCUGCAGGGAGGUGGCCCAGUCUCGUGAGUCUGACGUGCCCGCGUAGUAGCGCGACCGGUAGCGACCUGUCUCUGUCCGGCGCCGGUAGCGAAUACUCCAGCGGCUCGCGCACAUGGGCCGAGGGACGAGGCCUGUCCAAACAGUGCGCCGCCGGUCGGGACAAGAGGAUGAGCGCGGCUGCCGUUUCUGGCCAUCAGACGGACCUCGGCUUGAAGGAAGGCCACAUCCUGAAAGGCCUCGAGCGUCUUCAGACCAGCGUCUCGAAGGAGAAACCCUACCCCGGGUCCGCACCGCAAUGCAAGGACUGCAUGAUGUCCAACGAGGGCAUCUACUCGCUGGGCGUCAAGAGUAACCCGCCGGGGACGACAGCCGAGACAGACAAAAACGCAAACGUAGGGAUUGUCGUCGUGGACCCUGUUGAGAGCAGCAACAACUCACGUGUGUCGCCAAGUCAGGAAUCCGGUGACGACGUGGCAGGAGGGGUCCAGACAGAAGAGGGGUCCAAAGAAUCUUUCGGGAACACCGUUUCGGACAACUUCGUAUUCUCUGCGGGCCCGCCCGGGACGCUGGAAAAAGAAAGCCUAAAGGGACACUCACGAGAAGAAACCGAGAACUCUGGCAUCAUGUUGAGCGACAGCAACAACAACCGGGAACCAUGCAGCGACCGCAAAUCCCGGCUGGACCGCAUGGACUUGGAAUCCCGAGCAGGGGAUGCGACCCCGGCCGUGCGGCAUUCUGCCACGCGGGCUUUGAGCUGCGUGAGCGAAGCCAGACAGCGCAGCUCUUCGGCAGAGGUUUCUCACCAAAGCGACGGCGGGCUUUCAAGGAACCCGAAGCCCAAACAGCAGCUCUGCGACUCGGCCAGGAAGGCGUUCAUCCUGCGCAGCAAGAGUGCCGACGCCGGACCGGAACAGCACAAACACGUCCACUCGCCGCUCCAUCAAAACCUCAUCCGGGGGCACAAAUCCGGGAGCCCCAACAAAAGGCCCAGUCACGGAAAAAUGCACAGUUCGGGUCACGAGGCCCAAAAAGACAAUGACUCUGCAUCCCCGACCUGCAAGUCUUUGGAGCGCGUACAACAGCGCUCGCCUCUCGCGUCGCCUGUCAAAAGCGCUUCAGUGACCAAACUUGUUGAGGUGGAGGAAGAUUCAAAGGCUCCGGCGAGACAGCCGCCGUCUGCAAGAAUUGUGUCCAGCGCGGAGGAGCGCGGUAACGUACAACACCGGGAGCAGCUCACGGACCCGUUCUCUUCGGAGCUCGGCUCCCCGUCCGCCCCGACCCCACCGGGGCGGACGACUUCGCUCCUGCUCAGAACCAUGUCGGACUCUGGACGCGUGACUCGUCCUCAGAGCGCCACUGUGGGAAAGACUCUGUCCGGUCAACAGAGUGGCUUUUCGCCAGACAGUCAAGCCGCCAAAGCGGUCUUCGACGGCCAACCCUCGAGCACGCCGGCCGUCCCCGCUCUAGAAACGCAGGAUUUGGAAUCCGCCGUCGCGUACCGCAGUGGAAUGGUCGCAACCUCUUUGUUACCAAAUCCGAAUGUCUUACAACGGUCUCAGCAGAGCAUUAGCGAGCCAAAACUUUCCGAAGUCCUGCCUCAGACGUACUCCAAUGUCUACUAUCGCAACUGCCAAAAUUCCGGGUCCAGGGCUGCAAAAAUGUCUCUUCCCGCAAACGCUCGAUCCCACGAGGCAAUCUCGGGACCCGAAAGCGGUACGUUCCUCAUGCUCGGUCGCCAGAACAGGGAUGACCCAAGCCCAUCCAUGAAAGGCAUCCAAACCUACCAGACAUACAUUUGUGAGCCUCACUUGAUGAAUGAAGGCGGCAGAUCCCGGCAGAAGAUUGAGACCCGUUGUAAUUCCCUGGAUUCCGAGCCCUGCCGGGCUCCGGUCGCGGCGGACGGCGGCGUGAUGCUGGACUGGGGCUUCGACGAGGAGGGCUGGCUCUUCAAGCGUUCCGUCUCCGUGUCCACCAGACCCCCGCUGAAGCCAGUGAUGGGCAUGAACGGGGCCAAGGCUCGAAGCCAGAGCUUCGGCGCUCGCUACAUGGACCGCCCCAGCUUCAAUUGGUCCGGCAAGGUGCGAACGCAGAUCAAAACGCACUCUGGGAGCUCCCUGAACUCCUUGGGUGACAUUCUCCCAGGAAGCAUGAGCUGCUCCAGUAGCUACCACUGCCCCAUGAACCGAUCACUCCUGGACAACUUCCUCAUGGAGGAAGGCCUGGCAGUUCCCCCGAGUCCGGGCUCAUCCAGUGAAAGACUCCAGAGUCUGAAACUCCAGCGGGAACAAGCCAGACGCCUUCAAAUCGAGCAACAGUUCUGCAGCGCCUUUGGAGAACCCGUCUGCGAAGAACCUGAGAGGCAGAGUACCAUCACCACCAUUGAGGAGAAGGUGAUGCUCGGGAUUGAGGAGAACUUGCACAAGUCUCAGGAGCAGGAGAGGAGUAGCGAAGUCAAGCAGAAAUCCGGAUCCACCUUGGCCAACUGGUUCGGCUUUCGCAAGGGUAAGAUUCCCGUGCCCAGCGGCAAGAAGACGGACGUGGCCAAGGCAAAAGAAGAGAAGAGGGAUCAGAAGAUUACGUCGCUGCUCGGGGGGAAGCAGACCAAGACGGACAAGAAGAGCGACCGAAGAAAAAGUGACGCCAAAGACUGCUCCGUGGGAAGGAGGGAGUCGCACGACGCAGUGCGCGCCUGCAUCUCCAUGCCCUGCCCGGGGAUGUCGCUUCAUGACACGCAAGGACGCAUCGAUGCCAUCGGGGACGUACAGAGAGCGGACGCUGGAAACGGAGCCCUGAUUAAGACCACCCUCCAGGAUGCCGUCAUCGGGUCCGGCUGCCAGAUGCGAACUUUGGACAGCGGAAUCGGGACCAUCCCCCUCCCCGAAUCCUGCUCCUUCUUCUCCUCCAUCCUGCACCUCCUCCCCAAGUCCCCGUCAUCAACCCCCGAACCCGAACCAGCGCCGCCUGUCGCUCGCUUGCCCGACUUCUCCGGCGAGGAGGCGUCCCCGUUGCCCCGGUGGAGGAUCCCCUCGGGUUUUCGGGACGAUCAUGCCGCGGUGCCUCGUUCUCCGUCCCACAUCCAGCCGCCGCCUUUCCCUAGCGCGGCCUUCCUCCGGCCCGUCCGACCCCAACCUCAACCCCUUGUGACGUCUGCCCGUGUGUCUGAUCCCCGCGACGCGGCCCAGAGACCCCCGCAAGGUGGAAUGGAACCAAAGAGGCUGACCUAUAUCAAGACAAAGACCAGAACUCCUGCCAGCCAGCAGAAGGAGCAGACCAGGCUGCAGCUGGCCAACUAGCUUUGGACUCCAUUUGGUGAUUGGAAACUUUCGCCGGAGGACCCGGACGCUCCCGCUUUCGAGCUACAAAGUGGACUGCGUGCGGGACUGAACACCGAAGGUUGCAGAGAGUCACGGUGCCUGACUGCGGUUCGACAAGUACACACACACACACACAUUCUCGCGUUGUCUGCUUCAAACCCAAGCCAAGACUGGCUCCAAAGCCCGGAACAUUUGGAAGAUAAUCCAGCAUCCAAUAUACCAAGCGCAGUACAUUACUCGCUAUAUCUGGCAACACUUUUGUCUGAAGAAAAAGAAGAAGAAAAACGACUCCCGUUUGUUUUCCCUGUGGCGAUUUUUAUUUUUUCUUUUUCAGACCGAGCUCACAGUGGCCGACAUGUAUGGAAAUGCCACAAAUGUUGGUGCGUUUUGGGGGUUCAAACCAUGUGAAAAUAAAAGCUGCAAGCAGUGAGGAGCAGGUCCUCACUAAUGUGAUUUGGAUGCAAUCCUCUUUGGAAAUGUUGCAUCUGUCUGGGCGACCGGCGUCCAAUUGGACUAAUUCAAUCGUGGACAUGUCCCCCACCACAAAAAAAGACUGCUUCAACCCAAAAUGGGUCAGGUGGGGUGGGGCCAUUUCCAGAUUGGAAAACAAGUCCUAGAAUCUUAAAUAGAACCCCAAAAUGUAGCCAGUGAAGGGAUGCCAGAGUAGUCGUGAUGUGCUCCCUCUUACGAAUAGCAGUCAAGAGGCGAGCAGCGGCAUUCUGGAGCAACUGGAGACGCUUCAUGGAGGACUGGCUGACUCCAAAGUCAGGUGCAUGACAAUAAUCCAGCCGGGAUGUGACGAAGGCACGAAUUCAACAUCAAAAAGUGGUCGCAAAGAGCUUUUGGCCGCUGCUUGCAGCUUUCAUUGUUCGAUUCAUUGCUUUAUAUUUUCCACCAUCGUUACCUUUUGUAAAUAUGGACUUCAUGUGAAGAAGGUGAAAACAAAAACCUUGGACGGGAGCUGACGAUCACGCUAAGUGGAGCUGAUCCAAGUGCGCGCUCUUCAUGCUGCGCACUGAGCCACGUGGCUGCUUUUUACUGCGCUAGCGUCCUGCACGGUCUCCGCUGUGGCAUCGGGACCGCUUUCCUUCCCACAAGUGCAAGAAAAUACCGCGUGACAAGUGCUGCUCUCUUGAGCGUCUAUCGCACAUCACAACCACCGUCAUGGUCACUUUCCAAGGGGGCCGUGCAAACGUCUCCAGCGUGUUCUUUGUUAUUGUUGUUGUAUUUCUUCCGCAGCGAUGACGUCAGGACAGUUUGCGCAUUGGAACGUUAUGGAACUCGCUCAGGGAAAACGUGGUCAUUGUCUCUGAUCGACGCUGCGGCUUUGAAGAGGAUUUGGGGCGCUUUUGUACAUGUCCUAACACACAUUUGGAUGUGUGACGACUUGAUGUCAGUAUUUACCUCACGUUGGUUCGCCAGCCGCGUGCUCGGAUCCGAAAGGAAAGCACGCCCGCCGCUGGCUGUCUGCUCGCUUUCUCCCUUGAUGACGUCCGUCCAUAUGCGUAUCGUUUCUCGUGCUGUUUCGGUGUUCCUAUUUACAUUCCUUCGUCGCCGCGUUGCCCACUUUUAUGGGCUUUGCAGUCACUUCCUGUUUUGCUGACUUGUGCUCAACAAACGUAUCUUGUUCGGAGUCUCUGAAAGCAUGCAGCGCCGUGCACAAGCUUUUGUUUUUGCGGCCAGCUCUCCAUGUUAAGCAAAUCAUUGAGUUGACAUUUCAAUAGAUGGAUAUGUUUUGGUUUUUAAUUCCUGGGUGAUAAGUCCAUCUCAAGGUGUGGCCUCAGAAGACGCAUCCACUUGCGAGUUUGUUCGAGUAGGAGGCCUAACAUGGCUACUUUGUACCAAAUCGGCCCACUUCCUGUUCAAUAUGUCAAUGUUUUUGUUGACAUUUUUGGGCGGGGGAUGUUUUUGUUUCCCUGUGUCCCAUUUUUGAUGUCAUGUGUUUUCAUUGGGUUUUUGUUUCCACAUGUUCUCGUCAGCGCUGUCCCAUGUGUCGACCAAUCAGCCAAUCGGCUCCCUCCAGUGACUCGUAGCUUGUCCAGGUGUUCAUCGUUGACGCGUCACUUUGCUUCUGUUUAGUUGGCUGCUUUCAUUCAGGCUUUGCCACUUCGCUGUUACGUGUUGCAGUUAUGUUGUUUCCUCAGAAUAUUGUUUCAGUGGGGCUGGUUUUUUUUUUUUUUUUUUUUUUUAAACCUGUGCUUUCGUUGUUGUUUUUACUUUGUUGGUUUUGUAUUUUGAUACUGCACCAUGCCUAUUUCGUUCUGGGGGAACUUUGUUUUUUUUAAUGUCUUUUUUUUUUUUUUUUUUGCUUCUCUCCAUUCGUGUCCACCUUUUACCUCCACAUGAUAAAAACUGUAGCACCUACAAAACACUUUUUCACCAGAAUACACAUGCUUGCAAAAAAUGGAGUUUUCGGGGCUGGGGUAGCCAGCCUGAAACCGGAGAGCCGGCAAGGCGUGAAAACAAGCAAUUUCCACAACUUUGCACGGGGUACUGCUGAGUGAGCUUUGUGGGGGCUGCGGUGAAUUGAAAAUUAGAUUCAAUGUGAAAAAGUAGUGGGAAAAAAAUGGAUGGAUUUUGAAAAAUGGGUUUUUGGUCAUUGAGGCAGCCACCACUCACUUUGUUAAUCACUUUGUUAGGCACUGUGUCCUUUACAUAUCAAUCCUGUCACUACUGGGCCAUAUGGAUAUUUUGGGAGAAGAUUCAAACUGUAGCGUUAGACCACUUAUUUACCAUUUUAUUCAAACUAUGCUCACUUGCUAUGUGCAUGUUGAUAGAGGAAAAAAAUAUCGCCGUGGCGUUUAUACCCGUAGCAACACAAAGGUCUCAUGGAUAAGUGAGAUGGUUUUUCAUUGAUCAGGGAAACCACCGGCAACAAUGACAUGCGGGUAGAUGGAACUCGGCAUUGUUGUUGUGUUGGGGGGCAGGGGCUCAUUAUAAUGAGUAUGCAUAUUGUAUUUUUCUAACAUUUACCUUGUAUUUAUUACACACUGCGUUGAUUAGUGAAUAUUUUUGUUUUUUGCACAUUUAUUGUGAUUCUGCCUGACGUCGAUGUUUUUUAUGUAAUAAUCCGCGAAUCAGUGACGUUUUUUUUUGUGAUUGAUUCCUAUGCAUUUAUCACUUGUAUACAAUUCCACAUUGCUUUGUUUUAUGUUGGAGUGGGGAAAAAAAUAGGAAUAAAGUAUUUCAGUACUU
Hippocampus comes (tiger tail seahorse) is the source of this 7575-nucleotide messenger RNA. Its product is annotated as nck-associated protein 5-like. Gene Ontology annotation, cellular component: microtubule plus-end. The coding region runs from base 565 to 4359 and encodes 1264 amino acids. The transcript has 13 exons. Gene Ontology annotation, biological process: microtubule depolymerization; microtubule bundle formation. NCBI's taxonomy places the organism in Eukaryota, Metazoa, Chordata, Actinopteri, Syngnathiformes, Syngnathidae. The record is from RefSeq and is a predicted model, not a curated record.